ACCAAGGAUGAACUAAUGCAAUUUACAGUUGAAGAAUUUACAGAAAAAUUUCGCGAAUUGCGGUUAUCCGUUUCAGAGAAGGAAGGGUUGAAGGCAGAUUUGGUCACUAGAUUAUAUGAUUGCUUGCAAGAAGAGGAAAAGCGAAUCCAUGAUAAACUAACGACAUGGAAAGUUAAAGACCUUAAAGAUGAACUUCGCAAAGUGGGGUUACCCGUUUCAGGGUUGAAGGCAGAUUUGGUCACCAGAUUACAACGUUACUAUGGAGGACAGGAUGGUGACAACAAUACCACAACAUGUGAGACAUUCCAGUCGUCAGCUCCGCUAUCAGCGCCACCUGCUCCGCCAUCAGCGCCACCUGCUCCGCCAUCAGCGCCACCUGCUCCGCCAUCAGCGCCACCUGCUCCGCCAUCAGCGCCACCUGCUCCGCAAACUUGCUCAGAAGGACACACAGUGGGGCACACUGGCCACUGCAUUAUUUGCGAGCAAAACCAGGAAUUCCAGGAGAGCUUGGCUCAACAGGAGGCAAUCGCUGCCGAGCCAGAGCAGCAAGCUCGAGUCUCCCGAGCACAACAAGAGACGGUGGCAAGACGCCCUACGUCCCCACUGGCACAGCUAGUACAAGAGUGUAACGCUAGGCUCAGUGGACGUGCCCUACUAUGUAUCAUGCGGGAUGCUGCUAUUGACAGCAUGCUUGAGGAACUCAAGCGGCUGGAUAGCGGCACCGGCUUCUCGGUGGUGUUUGUCUCCGAGGAAGGCCAAGAUGGUGGCGGCCUAAUGAGGGAGCUGAACAGUCUCAUCCUACAAGAAUGGAGGUCGUCUGUUCUCAGCAACAGUUCAGGGCGUGGAUUCUCAAUCGACGCAACCUCUCUGGAUGAGGGUGACUUCAGGACGCUAGGGCGCUACGUUGGCACGACCACUGCCCAGGGCACAGUUGGUUUGCCGGUAUUCUCAAGUCCUCUGGCGCGGUACAUCAUCACGUCAAGUCUGGGAGACGUCGAGCCCAGUCACUUCGAGACAAUCGAACAAACCGAGCUGGCAGAAAAGCUGAUGAACUGCUGCCUGCAAGAUGUCGAUGAGGUCAUUGAUCGACCGACAAUCGGCUGCUCCAAACCAAUAACGGCUCUCUCGGAGGCAGACCGGGCAAGAUGGGUGCGAGGGCUUUUCCGCCGUGAUGUUCUGUCACACCAGAUGAAUGCUGUCGUUGACUUUCAGGCCGGUCUUCAGCCAAUGCUGGACAUCUGGAAGUCAACCCCUGAGGCGGUGGAGGCGGCCAUACAAUUUCUGUCACGGGACAGCAUCCCGGACCUCACAGAAGCCGCCUUCUUGCAGCUCUUUGAGUUGAACAGUUGCGGGAAAGAGAGAUCCCAAUUGUACAAGGAUGAAAACGCGGCAUACUAUUGGUUUCAGUCGUUUCUCGAGGAUGUACAUCGCGGAUUGGCAACCUGCAAGACUGAAGCUCAACGGGAGGACUUCCAGCCUCCUGUAGAGGACAUCGCUAUCAGAGUUUCUGAUGUUCUGAUGUUCUUUACAGGAAGCACGACCGUGCCUCCCGGUGGCUUCAGUUCGGUCAUUAUGCUGCAUUUUGACCGAGAGUGUAAGUUGCCAAGAAUCAAUACUUGUGCACUAAACGCUACCAUGCCAUUAAACGCCAUAGCUACUCAUCGGAAGGGUAAAAAUAACUACUGUUAUUGGCUUCUUCCGGGGAGUGGCUUUGGAGCUAACUGAUUGUACUGAUUCUUGGCAACUUGAAACGGCUCAAACCAAGAAUCGUCUACAAAUCAACUCGUGCAAUAACCUAUUAUUCUAUGUACAGUCAUUGAAAAUUUUAAUAGCCCUGGCUAUAUUACUGUUAAAUUUUCACACUGGAAGCAACAUUGAAAAUACAUGGACAUCAGUACCGAUAGGGUAAAAUAAAUACAAAUUAGGGUUCGUGUAAAGUUCAAAAUCCUGCGUACACGUAUAGGCCAUUGGAAUUCAGUUGAGCGCUGUCGCUCCGCGGCACUUGUUAUAACAGUUAUUACAUUAUAUUCCAUGUCGUUUCAUGUUCAUUUUA
Messenger RNA from Priapulus caudatus, 2053 nucleotides. RefSeq lists its product as uncharacterized. Gene Ontology annotation, molecular function: ubiquitin-protein transferase activity. Gene Ontology annotation, biological process: poly(A)+ mRNA export from nucleus. Lineage: Eukaryota; Metazoa; Priapulida; Priapulimorpha; Priapulimorphida; Priapulidae. The record is from RefSeq and is a predicted model, not a curated record. The transcript has 11 exons. The coding region runs from base 16 to 1725 and encodes 569 amino acids. Gene Ontology annotation, cellular component: nucleus.